Phragmites australis (common reed) is the source of this 1858-nucleotide messenger RNA. Its product is annotated as probable peptide/nitrate transporter At3g43790. The transcript is spliced from 18 exons. NCBI's taxonomy places the organism in Eukaryota, Viridiplantae, Streptophyta, Magnoliopsida, Poales, Poaceae. Gene Ontology annotation, molecular function: transmembrane transporter activity. The record is from RefSeq and is a predicted model, not a curated record. Gene Ontology annotation, biological process: transmembrane transport. Bases 183 to 1670 code for a protein of 495 amino acids.
GCUCCUGCCUCUCACGUCGUCUAUAAGAACACACACCACCCUCCUCUCCCUCGUUGUAUCGCAGCAAGUUUCUGUUUCAAGCCACCAGCUCUAGCUAGCUACUCUUCAAAGGCGGGGAGGAGAGAGAGAGACGAUCGACCUGCCCUCCUUCAGCUCCGGCCGGCGAGAUCAAGAGGGACGAAAUGGCCAGCGGCGGAGAGAGCGGUGCUGCGGCGGCGCCAUUGCUGCUGGGUGGUGCGAGGAGCCAGCACUACUACGAGGGGUGCCCCGGGUGCCGGCUGGACCAGAUCAACAAGACCAAGGCCGGCAUCCCCUACCUCAACUUCUUCUACAUCUGGGUCGUCUGCCUCACCGCCGCUAUGCCGAUCCAGUCAUUGUUCCCUUAUCUAUACUUCAUGAUCAGGGACUUGAAAGUCACAAAGCAAGAGCAAGACAUCGGGUUCUAUGCUGGUUUUGUUGGGGCGACUUAUUUCCUUGGAAGAACCAUCAGUGCUGUUCCAUGGGGCAUGUUUGCUGACAAGUAUGGACGGAAACCCUGCAUUGUGAUCAGCAUCCUCUCAGUGAUUGUGUUUAACACACUAUUUGGCCUUAGCACAACUUACUGGAUGGCAAUUGUAACCAGGGGGUUACUUGGGUUGCUCUGUGGCAUACUGGGACCAAUCAAGGCCUAUGCUUCAGAAGUCUGCAGGAAAGAGCACCAAGCACUAGGAAUCUCUCUUGUUACAUCGUCACGAGCAAUCGCUCUUGUUGUCGGACCAGCUAUUGGAGGGUUUCUUGCACAGCCUGCAAAGAAGUACCCAAAUCUUUUCUCCGAAAAGUCCAUAUUUGGGAGGUUUCCAUACUUCCUCCCUUGCUUCGUCAUAUCAGUACUAGCAGCAGGAGCAUGUAUUGCAUGCAUUUGGCUCCCGGAAACUCUGCACUUUCACCAUGAUGACAAAGUAGAAUCUAUUGAUGAACUGGAGGCACAAAUUGGUGAGUCGAACUCAGAAGGUGGAAAAUCUAAAGAAUCUAGGGGCGAAUCUACGAAGAACCUGCUAAAGAACUGGCAAUUGAUGUCAGCAGUGAUCCUAUAUUGUGUCUUUUCUCUCCAUGACACAGCUUAUCUUGAGACAUUUUCACUCUGGGCAGUGAGUAGCAGAAAAUUCCGAGGCCUGAGUUUGACAUCCCAGGAUGUUGGUACUGUGCUAGCCAUAUCAGGUUUUGGUGUUUUGGUAUAUCAACUUGCUAUUUACCCUUCCAUUGCCAAAUAUUUUGGACCAAUCAAGCCAUUCCGUCCCGCGGCGAUCUUGUCUAUACUUCUCCUCGCAACAUAUCCUUUCACGGCCAACCUACAUGGGCUGGAGCUCAAAAUACUUAUCAACAUAGCUUCACUUUUGAAGAAUAUGUUCGCUGCUACGAUUACUAUUGCGUGCAACAUUCUUCAAAACACUGCAGUGACACAAGAACAAAGAGGUGUUGCAAACGGCAUCUCUGUGACUCUGAUGUCAAUGUUCAAAGCUGUAGCUCCAGCAGCAGCGGGAAUUCUGUUUUCGUGGGCUCAGAAGCACAUAAGUGGGUUGUUCUUACCAGGUGAUCAGAUCAUGUUCCUGAUGUUAAAUUUGGUGUCGGUAAUAGGGCUCGUACUGACAUUCCAGCCAUUUUUCUCACUGCCAAUUGCGAUGAGGCGUUAGUAACUAUGUACAUAUAGUUUGCCUUGUUAAUCGUGAGUUAAAUCAGGGGCACUGCAGUCAGUUGCAGGCCUGCGUUUUAAACUGCAAGAAAAAAAGCAUGUAUUGUAUGAGUAAAGUACUUUCGGUCUUAUGUUUGGAUGUGUAAUCAGAGAUAUUCAGUUGUAAAAGGUUCGGAUGUUUUGUGUACA